Pungitius pungitius (ninespine stickleback) is the source of this 2720-nucleotide messenger RNA. RefSeq names its product potassium channel tetramerization domain containing 1 (gene kctd1). NCBI's taxonomy places the organism in Eukaryota, Metazoa, Chordata, Actinopteri, Perciformes, Gasterosteidae. Gene Ontology annotation, biological process: negative regulation of DNA-templated transcription; protein homooligomerization. Bases 361 to 1635 code for a protein of 424 amino acids. The record is from RefSeq and is a predicted model, not a curated record. The transcript has 5 exons. Gene Ontology annotation, molecular function: transcription corepressor activity; transcription factor binding. Gene Ontology annotation, cellular component: nucleus.
ACAACUGGAAACGGUCUCGCUGUGUAUCCUCGUGUGUGAUUGUCAAGAUUAGGAUCAGCAGGCAGGUGCUUGUGAGGGAUGUGUGUUUGUGGGUGGUGGGUGUCACAGGGGGCACCUGAGUGGGUUGGUCCCCGCUUGGGUGUGUGUGGGUUUUUGUUGUUGUUGUUGGUGUCGUUCUUUUCACUGAACUAUGGGCUUUGUGGUGUUGGAGGAGGGUUUAAAACGGCUGAUGAGCAGGAGGACGGUGAAAUAAACAAAUGCAAAAGGGCAAAGGCCAGGUGUGACUCUUAUAAAUAGACGGUCCCCUUUUGUGUGAGUGUGUGUGUGUGUGUGUUGGGAAGGAUUUGUUUUAUUCUGAAAAUGCGACAUCCAUACCUGCCGCUGAAACAGCGACAGCCCAGAAGAGCCGCAGGCGCUCCGAUGCUAAUGUUGUCGGGGGCUUUGACUUCUCCCAGCCAUUGCGAGGAAGCAGCUCCGCGUGACAGCCACGGCGCAGCUCUCUCUCUCCCCCCCCCCCCCACCCCCCGGUGCUCCCCGGUGCUCUCCGUUCUCGCUCCUUGCGCCGACCGCGUCCCAUCCGUCACCGUCACGAACGCCCGCGCCGCGAUGGACGACACGGACAUCAUGGACUUAACGCACCAGAAGGCGAGGAAGCGACCGCGUCCCAUCGGUUCCGCGGACGAGUCCGCGCACGCUCCCCUCAAGCGGCUGCCGAUCCGGGCGUCGGAGUGCAGGGAGCCCCCGCUGAUGUACGCGAUGAGAGGAGAGCCGCUUCCCGCAGCGUCUCUCAAGCAAAACGACCACUCGGUGACUUCCUCUCCCAACACGGUGAUGCCGGCGCAGGAUCAUCGCUCCAGCAUGUCCAGGCCCAUGAUCACUCGAUCACCGGUGUCUCCCUUGAGCAACCAGGGCAUCCCAACAGCUGCACAGCUCACCAAGUCCAACGCCCCCGUGCACAUUGAUGUGGGGGGGCACAUGUACACCAGCAGCCUGGCCACCUUGACAAAAUUCCCAGAAUCCCGAAUCGGUCGUCUCUUUGAUGGCACGGAGCCCAUAGUCCUGGACAGCCUGAAGCAGCACUACUUCAUCGACAGGGAUGGACACAUGUUCCGCUACAUCCUCAACUUCCUCAGGACGUCCAAGCUCCUCAUCCCAGAAGACUUCAAAGACUACAGCCUGCUGUACGAGGAGGCGCGGUACUUCCAGCUGCAGCCCAUGCUGGCUGAGCUGGAGAGCUGGCGCCAGGACCAGGAGCUGAGCCGGGUGUCGCGCCCCUGCGAGUGCCUGGUGGUGCGCGUGGCGCCUGACCUGGGCGAGAGGAUCACGCUCAGCGGGGACAAGGCCCUCAUCGAAGACGUGUUUCCGGAGAUCGGCGACGUCAUGUGCAACUCUGUCAAUGCCGGCUGGAACCAUGACUCCACGCACGUCAUCCGCUUCCCACUCAACGGGUACUGCCACCUCAACUCUGUCCAGGUCCUAGAGCGCCUCCAGCAACGCGGCUUCGAGAUCGCCGGCUCCUGCGGCGGAGGCGUGGACUCGUCCCAAUUCAGCGAGUAUGUCCUGAGGAGGGAACUGAGGAGGACGAGUCAGCGAGGUUCCAAUUCAAACAGGAUAAAGCAGGAGCAGCUGGACUAGAAACUUCCCGAGCAGCAGGAGGUGCUAGACUUUUUUUCUGUGGCGGCAGAGCGCUCCACGCUGCAGAGCUCUGUGGACUGUUUUUUUUUGUUUUUUUGUUUCCUUGUUGAUGUUUUUGUUUUCUUAAACUUGAGAACCAUCUAGAGAAUUUAAAAAGGAGGGGAGAUUUUUUUGCCAUAAGAAGAUACAAGACGUUUGUUAAGUUUGAGAUUGCAAGGACAUUUGUGAAUGUCGAGCCCCCCAUAAACCAAUUAAAAAAGGAUUUAUAUACGCUGGAUCCCCAAAAAAAGUUUGUUUUAAAACUUGGAGCCUACAUUAGGUUGAAUAUGAUUUCUACCAUACCCAUAUAAAUUUAAAAAAGGCUUUUAUUGCUUAUGUAGUAUCUUCCAUAGCUUGUUACCAGUGACUUGAUUUUGAUGUCACUGGCAAAGUGUCUGGCAAAUCAAGUCUGUUUUUAUCCCUCGCUGUAUAAAGGUCAAUAAGUUGUUGCUUACAGUACAGAAUGUCUCAGUUGUCAUAAACAGUUAGUUUCAACAACGCGUGUUUUUUCACAAUUAUCAUGACGUUAAAUAUUGUGAUACCAAUGAAGUGGAUUUUUUUUUUUUUAUUACUUUAAUGGAAGUUAUUUUAUUAGAUUAUAACAUUAAAUAGUUGAAAUUAGCAUCAUUAAAAUGACACCCGGAAAUCCCGGACCAUUCUGUACGAAUAAAGAUUUUUUUUCAGUAGAUUAUAACUUCACACCAUUUGCCUCAUUGGGGAGUAUGAACCACUCACCCCCCAUGUACUAGCUUUGGAAUUAUUGAAUCAUAAUAUUCAUAACAGAGUCAUAACCUGUAAAUUUGAUCAUUGUAUAUGUGUUUGUGUUUUUUACAUUGAAUCUUUUUAAAGCAAACUUGCCUCAGACGUGACUGAACAGAUUAUUGUACCACCCCAAUCCAAGAUCACUUUUACUUGUUGCGCAUAUUGAUAUGAAGUUGGAUAUAAAGUAUUUCUAACAUGACUGACCCACCUACGCUCCCUAGAUUUGAGUAAAGAGGAUUGUAGCAAAAAAAAGAACAAAGUGAAAUAAAUCUCAACUAAAGUUG